GUCAUCGCUUCUUGCGCCUGGCUCGCCUCUGUACAGCGCGCAAUUGCAAUCGGGAAGCUUGACGCGCCCUGCGUCAUACCCAGCCCUCGCCAUGACCACGAAGAACCCGCUCAAGGCGGAGAACCUGCCCUCCCCGGCGGAGCUGAAAGAGGAUGUCAAGGUGGCCACGAAAUCGUCGCUCCAGUCGCUGCGUGCGCUGGUCGCCGGCGGCGUGGGCGGUGUCUGCGCAGUCAUCGUAGGGCACCCGUUCGACCUUGUAAAGGUGCGGUUGCAGACUGCAGAGAAGGGUGUAUACAGCGGAGCCAUGGACGUGGUGAGGAAGACAAUUGCAAGAGAGGGAAUGGCCAAGGGGCUGUAUGCCGGUGUUCAGGCGCCGCUCGUGGGCGUAACGCCCAUGUUUGCCGUCUCUUUCUGGGGCUACGACGUCGGCAAGCAGCUCGUGUCGAGCUUCUCCACCGUAGAAAACGGCCAAUACUCCGUCGCCCAGGUCUCCGCCGCCGGCUUCUUCAGCGCAAUCCCCAUGACCCUCAUCACCGCGCCCUUCGAGCGCGUCAAAGUCCUCCUACAGAUCCAGGGCCAGAAGCAGCUCGCACCGGGCGAGAAGCCCAAGUAUUCGGGUGGUAUCGAUGUCGUACGGCAGCUGUACAAGGAAGGCGGCAUACGCUCCGUGUUUCGGGGCUCUGCGAUGACACUUGCGCGAGACGGCCCAGGCUCCGCCUGCUACUUUGCGACAUACGAGGUCGUCAAGAGGAAGCUCACACCGAGAGACCCAGAGACAGGUCUGCCCGGGCAGCUCUCGCUUUCCGCUGUCAUGGUGGCCGGUGGUGCUGCCGGCGUGGCCAUGUGGAUUCCAGUCUUCCCCAUCGACACCAUCAAAUCCCGGUUACAGAGUGCCGAAGGUCGACCAACCAUCAGUGGCACAAUCAAGGGCAUCCACGCGAGCGGCGGCCUGAGGGCCUUCUUCCCGGGCAUGGGACCCGCUAUGGCACGAGCCGUUCCUGCGAACGCGGCUACUUUCUUGGGUGUUGAACUUGCUCAGAAGGCCAUGAGCAAGAUGUUCGACGGCGACGGCGAAUAAUUCUAGAGAACGACUGAACGCGAUCAGGAAAAGUCUUUUCUUCAGACAGUCGUUUCGCUUUUUGUCACGUCUACGCAUUCUCUCAUAGUUUUGGGAA
This is a messenger RNA of Trematosphaeria pertusa, 1175 nucleotides long. RefSeq names its product mitochondrial carrier. Gene Ontology annotation, molecular function: O-acyl-L-carnitine transmembrane transporter activity. The record is from RefSeq and is a predicted model, not a curated record. Gene Ontology annotation, cellular component: mitochondrial envelope. Gene Ontology annotation, biological process: mitochondrial transport; carnitine transmembrane transport. The transcript is spliced from 2 exons. Lineage: Eukaryota; Fungi; Ascomycota; Dothideomycetes; Pleosporales; Trematosphaeriaceae. The coding region runs from base 92 to 1078 and encodes 328 amino acids.